This is a messenger RNA of Kluyveromyces lactis, 777 nucleotides long. It is a transcript of the gene RCN2, whose product is annotated as Rcn2p. Bases 1 to 777 code for a protein of 258 amino acids. The transcript has a single exon. NCBI's taxonomy places the organism in Eukaryota, Fungi, Ascomycota, Saccharomycetes, Saccharomycetales, Saccharomycetaceae. The record is from RefSeq and is a predicted model, not a curated record.
AUGGGACAACCUAAAAAGACUCAAAUCCUCGUCACGGAUUUGGACAGUGAGAAGUUUAACGAGGGCUGGCCCCGUUCAUUAGAAGAAACGCUUUUUCAAAAACAAUUCCCACAUAUAACACCAGAAUAUUACUCUCCGUUACCAUUUUUGCAUAGAAUAGUCAUUAUUUUGAGCUCUGAGGAUGAAGCUGUUCGGGUUUUCCAGUUUGUGCAGAAUUAUGUGAGAGAAGUUCUUGGGUUAACUGAUUGUAAGGUUUAUUUGACCGAAUCAUUAAUUAGUAAACCAAGAUCUAAAUCUGUUGACGAUAAAGACGUUAAUUCUACUGCCGCUGCCGCUGCUGCUGCUUCUGCUGCAGUGAAAACUCAAUCUCAAUCUCAAUCUCAAUCUCAGACGACCAGCGAUUCGACGGAAUCUUCGAAUCAUUCAGGUAAGAAACCUGUGUUGAAAGUUAAUACCUCAUACUCGUCCUCGUCUGUUACUCAAUCUGAAGAUAAAAAUAAUACCAUAUCUAGUCCAUCGUCAUUAUCCCCAGAACAACCACUAUCACCUACAAAAGUUAAGUUGAGAGAUGAUCAAGAAGAAUACUUCUACAUGGAGCCUGCACCUCAGCCUGCGCAUGAGCCCACUAUCGCCUCUGCCAAUUCUAACAUUAAGAUAGAUACUCCAGUUCAGACUGAAGAUCUUCGGAAUAAAUCUUUGCAGGCAGGCACUGCAGCCGACUCUGACUCCGCAAUUCAUCCUCGUUCUCCUAGUAUAACAAUCACUAGUAUGUUUUGA